Messenger RNA from Malania oleifera, 2473 nucleotides. RefSeq lists its product as uncharacterized. Gene Ontology annotation, molecular function: zinc ion binding; nucleic acid binding. The coding region runs from base 1410 to 2420 and encodes 336 amino acids. The record is from RefSeq and is a predicted model, not a curated record. Lineage: Eukaryota; Viridiplantae; Streptophyta; Magnoliopsida; Santalales; Ximeniaceae. The transcript has 3 exons.
GAUUUAUUCUAUAAAUUCUCUUAUCCUCUCUCAUUCUCUCAUUCUCUCUCUCUCUCUCUCUCUCUCAUUUUUUCUCUCUCUCUCUCUAAGAUCCUUCGCCGUUCAUCAUCCGUUUCCAAAAACGGAGGGUACUGCGUGGAUCAGAAGAGGAAACUCUACACUUUUAGUGGAUCGGAUCGUCGUUUCGGAGAGUUUCGGGUUUUCCCAAGAAUCGAGGUUUUCAGGAUCUCGAGUUGUCGUUUUGGACCGUUUUCGUACGAAGUUUAUUUCGAAUAUAAGGUAAGGGGAAUUUGAUUACAACAAUUAUUUUGGAAAACUAAACCGCUAAAAAGCUAGUUUAUGUUAUUAUGUAUGAUUUAACUGCUUAUUUGUGAAAUUCUACCGAGUAGAAAUGCCGGUUUGACGAUUUUACGAUUUUUGGUAAAAACGAGGAUUUCGACGUAUGAUCUCCAAAUUUUACAAACAUCUUUAUUUGUAUUUAUACUAUAGUAGGAGAGGCUCGAUUCCUUUAUUUAUUUAGUUAAACUAUGUAUAUUGAAUUUCUAUCAUUUAGCGGGUUUUUGUAUUAAACUUGUGUGAUAUAUGUUGAAAUGGAAAUGAAUGUAUUUUCUAUACUACUAAUAUAGAAUAUGGGAAUGAAAUUCCAAUUUGUUAUACUGACAAUGUGAUAAACAGAGGCUGGUGAUACACCGAGCCGCAUCAGUAAACAAAGAGGGGUAAACCAGGUGGAAAGACGCCGGUUUGAACCCGCUGGAAUUAUUUCUAUACUAUUGAUAUAGUUUAUGGGAGAUAAAAUCAUAUUUGUAUAAAUUGAAUUUAUGAUACACAGAACCACAGCUUGAGAGUCCCGGGAGGGUUGAAAAAUACUUUCUUUGCAGGGUGAAAUGAAACCACUGUUAUAUGAUACGACACGAUAUCGUAACUAGAUGUACACGUGCAACCACACGUACUAAACGAUGUGGGUACCAAGAUGGUCGGCUAGCAGGGUGAAACCAUUGGCUGAUAUUGAGCCAAUGGAGGCAGUCGGAUCGUAUGUAGGUACUCGGCAGUGUCUGCACGAACAGGGCAUUGGACGAGUACCAGUGCACAACCCGAGCCACGGGGUAAAACUGGUUAUAGGGAUAUUUUGCUGUUGGUCAUCUGAUAAAUCAUUAAAUGGUCAAAAGACAGAUGUGGGAAUUUUGUAAUAUGAAUAAUGAUAUACCUGAUGCAUUACUGUAUUGAAAAUAUUUGAUUUAUAUUCCAGAUGUUGAAUGAAAAUAUGCAUGUAUGCAGUCACACACUGUUGUAACUCCUUCUUCCUUACUGAGAGGUGUCUCACCCUAUCUUACAACCUUUGUUUUCAGGUCCAUCCGUGCGUCGGUCCUAGUAGAUAAAAGGACUAGGGAGGUUAUUUUGGUUAGCUUACGAUGGAAUCCAGGGAUAUCACUGCCAAUAUAGGUGGCAGUAGUAGUGAGGGUGCCGGCCCCGAGGCUGGUAACGACUCUACUAGUGUGUUACGUGAAUUCGCACAGCAGCUUAUGGCUGAGGUAGUGCGUACGAAUAGAGGGCAGGAUCGUCCUAUGACUGAGUUGGGUUGCUCUAUUGAGCAGUUCACCAGAUUGAAGCCCUCUGCUUUUGUGGGCGGUACAGAUCCAGUUCGUGCUGAGAAUUGGAUCCAGGAGAUCGAGAAGAUCUUAGGUGUGUUAAACUGCACUGAAAAGCAGAAAGUCACCUUCGCCACGUUCAAGUUGGCAGGGGAGGCUGAGAGAUGGUGGGGGUCGGUAAAGCAGAUGGAGGAGCACCGACCGAUACCGAUAGUGUUGACAUGGGCCCGAUUCAAAGAGCUCUUCUUUGAACGUUAUUUUCCGGCCACAAUGAGAAAUGCGAAAAUGGAGGAAUUUAUGAAUUUGACGCAGGGUUCACUGACAGUGCAGCAGUACGCUGCCAAGUUCCAGGAGCUGUCUCGAUUUGCUCCAUUCGUGAUUCCUGAUGAAGCAAAGAAGGCUUGGAAGUUUCAGAGGGGUCUGAGGAGCGAGAUCCGUAAGCAGACGGCGAUUCUGCAGUUACAGGAUUUUGCUACGUUGGUUGAUAAAGCCACGGUAGCAGAGGAGUGUUUACUAGAGGAUGCAGAGGUUCAGGUUACGAAGAAGAGGCCAGCGCCUCCUAAUUAUUCAUCGGGGGCAGGACAGAGUAAAUGGAAGAAAAAUAGUAGUGGCACGUCCCAGAAUGCCGCAAGUGUUCCACAUUGCUCUUUAUGUGGUAAGAAACACCAGGGGCAGUGUUGGUUGUCUACGGGAGCCUGUAUGCGGUGUGGUAGACAAGGACAUCAGAUGAGAGACUGUCCGAGGCAGAGGAAUGAUGGAGUCACACAGAAGCAAUACAGAGGGAAUGCUCCGACACAGCGUGGUGGUCAGCAGGGGGGGUACUGCCCAGGCUAGGGUAUAUUCUCUGACUCCUGGUGACGCUGAGAACGCUGGUGACGUGGUCACAG